UUUUACAGAUUACUGCUUAUUUCCUGCAUAUCAUGUGCUAAUUCCUCGUUCUGGCUGCUAAUUUCUGUGUCUCCCCCAGCCCUGCUGUCCAGUCAGGCGCCCCCAGACUCUGUGCAGGUGGCGGAGAAGCUGUUGGCUCCGCCUGUGAUCCAGUAUGACAUGGAAGCCGAGAAGCAGCUGAUCCGGGAGGAAUAUGAAGAGCGCCUGGCCCGCCUGAAAGCCGACUAUAAGGCUGAGCAGGAGUCUCGGGCCAGGCUGGAAGAAGACAUCACUGCCAUGCGCAACUCAUAUGAUGUCAGGCUGUCCACACUGCAGGAGAACCUGCGGAAGGAGACAGGUGGGUCCUCCUUGUCCCCCGGGGCUGUCUCGAGGGAAGGUGGCCUCUUUCCACCUCACUGUAGUAACUACGUCACAGAACAUUCUCCACACCCAAGGCUCGGGUCUGUUUCAUCCUCACAGGGGUCCAGCAAG
Molecule: messenger RNA, 471 nt
Organism: Sapajus apella (tufted capuchin)
Lineage: Eukaryota; Metazoa; Chordata; Mammalia; Primates; Cebidae
Product: kinesin-like protein KIF17
Exons: 2
Source: RefSeq, a predicted model, not a curated record